Messenger RNA from Punica granatum (pomegranate), 1826 nucleotides. The record is from RefSeq and is a predicted model, not a curated record. NCBI's taxonomy places the organism in Eukaryota, Viridiplantae, Streptophyta, Magnoliopsida, Myrtales, Lythraceae.
UCGUCUUAUAUUCGCGCAGAGAGAGUCCCCGAAGCACGAAAAGCAAAAAGCAAUAGCACUCUUUCUUGCCCUUUCCUCAAUUUAGAGAGAGGACAAAGAGGGGCGGCUCUUCUGCGCUUCCACCGUUUCGGUAGCUUUUCAACCAUGCUUAAAGUUUCUGUAAAAUGGCAAAAGGAGGUAUUCCCUGAUGUGGAAAUUGACACCAGCCUGCCUCCUUAUGUUUUCAAGUGCCAGUUGUUUGAUCUUACUGGAGUUCCGCCAGAAAGGCAGAAGAUCAUGGUCAAGGGUGGUCUGUUAAAGGAUGAUGCAGACUGGAAAACUGUUGGUAUCAAACAGGGCCAAAAAUUGAUGAUGAUGGGAACAGCUGAUGAGAUUGUAAAAGCCCCAGAGAAGGGUCCUGUUUUUGUCGAAGAUCUUCCUGAAGAAGAACAAGCUGUUGCAGUGGGUCACAGUGCAGGCUUAUUCAAUCUGGGAAAUACAUGCUACAUGAACUCUACUGUACAGUGUCUACAUUCUGUUCCUGAAUUGAAGUCGGCCUUACUUCAGUAUCGACCUUCUGGAAGAAGGAAUGAUCUGGAUCAAACUUCUCAUAUGCUGACUGUUGCAACACGUGAUUUGUUUAGUGAGUUGGAUAAGACUGCGAAGCCUGUUGCGCCGAUGCAAUUUUGGAUGUCCCUGCGGAAAAAAUAUCCUCAGUUUGGGCAGUUGCACAAUGGUGUCUUCAUGCAGCAGGAUGCUGAAGAAUGCUGGACUCAACUUUUAUACACUCUUUCACUGUCUCUUCGGUCACCAGGUGCCAACGACAAUCUGGAUACUAUUAAAGCCCUUUUUGGUAUUGAACUUGUGAGCAGGAUGCAUUGCCAAGAAAGUGGUGAAGAAAGCUCAGAAGCAGAGUCAGUUUAUUCCCUUAAGUGCCACAUAUCACAAGAGGUGAACCAUUUGCAUGAAGGACUGAAACAUGGUUUGAAAUCUGAAUUGGAAAAGGCUUCGCCACCAUUGGGGAGAAGUGCAAUUUACAUUAAGGAGUCUCGUAUCAAUGGCUUACCGAGGUAUUUAACCAUCCAGUUUGUUCGAUUUUUCUGGAAGAGGGAGUCAAAUCAGAAGGCCAAGAUUCUGCGAAAAGUAGACUAUCCUUUGGAGUUGGAUGUCUAUGAUUUCUGUUCUAGUGACCUACAGAAGAAGUUGGAAGCCCCUCGCCAGUUUCUUAGGGAUGAGGAAGGUAAAAAACUUGGACUAAAGGUAGCUGAGAAGAAUGCUGCUGCACCAAAAGACGAUGAUGAGAAGAUGGCUGAUGCAGAGGGUUCAUCAAACACAAACGGGGAGUCAUCUGUGGCGUCUUCUCAAGAUGCGGAGGACACCCAGCUGACCGGAGUUUAUGACUUGGUUGCGGUCUUGACCCACAAGGGCAGAAGUGCUGAUUCUGGACAUUAUGUCGCCUGGGUCAAGCAAGAAGAUGGAAAAUGGAUCGAGUAUGAUGAUGAUAAUCCCAUUCCUCAACGUGAAGAGGACAUCGUCAAAUUGUCUGGGGGAGGUGAUUGGCAUAUGGCAUACAUAUGCAUGUACAAGGCCCGGGUUGUUCGCAUGUAAUUCUUUCAUUCAUUUUUCAUGUGAUCCAUCUCUGUUGCUACUUGGAAUUGUUACCCUUUUCAGUUACUACCUGCCAUGGAACUAUAGCUGUGGCUUGAGAACUUCGAAAUGUGCUCGUUGUAGAGAUUGUUAAAAUUUAAAUACCGAAGCCGCUGUUGUAAUUUUUGUGGAUUUGUGGUGUAGUAGGCAUUCACCUCAGUGCUAUGGAAAGCAAUUGGAACAAUUCUUAUUCGCUUAAA